AUGAUUCCCCUGUUCUUUUUGGUUGUCUGUGCUGAGUGUUUAGUGGCAUUCCUUUUAGUGGUGAAGAUUGGACCCCUGAGAGAACUGGUAAUGAAGGGUUUAGAUCAAGUGAAAAUGAGAAGGGGUACAGUUUUAACAAUUGCUGGUACUAUUUUUGUCAUCCUCUUUUCAAACCUUGUUAGCAUACUCAAGAUUCAGAAUAAAGGUUCUAAGCUUGGUACAAUGACACCAAUGGAUCAAGUACUAUGGAGGACCAAUUUGCUAGAGGCUACUCUCAUGGCCAUGUUUAUUGCUUUGAUGAGCGAUGCCAAGAGAGAAGAUAGAUAUUCAGGUCGUUGA
This is a messenger RNA of Fraxinus pennsylvanica, 339 nucleotides long. Lineage: Eukaryota; Viridiplantae; Streptophyta; Magnoliopsida; Lamiales; Oleaceae. The record is from the annotation of a GenBank genome assembly.